Amblyraja radiata (thorny skate) is the source of this 2145-nucleotide messenger RNA. It is a transcript of the gene fam124a, whose product is annotated as family with sequence similarity 124 member A. The record is from RefSeq and is a predicted model, not a curated record. Bases 34 to 1683 code for a protein of 549 amino acids. The transcript has 4 exons. Lineage: Eukaryota; Metazoa; Chordata; Chondrichthyes; Rajiformes; Rajidae.
GCGAGCGGAGAGCUCGCAAGGGACAAGUGGGCGAUGGAGAGGAGAGGUACCAAGAAGGACUGGGCAGAAGAACCCGGACGAUCAAACUUAAGCUGCAAGUCAUCAACAAGCAGUGAGUUGUGUUUGGAAGAUGUGCCCAAUCCCUUCCUGGUCACCAUGCACAUCAUCACCAACCCGGGCAGUGCACCAGCCUUGCAGAAAGCUGUUGACAGCCUGGUGACUUGGAUUGACCCCAGCUUGCGGCUCUUCGUGGCCUCCGAGGGCGGUUCCGCGCUGCCGGUGGGAAGCGUGACUGACGAGGACCAGCCGGCGCUCGCUGUGAUCAUCUUCGUCCGUGAAGAGUGCGGGCAGCAGAUCUCCCGGCUGCACGAGUGUUUCCUCCACCCGCCGUGGCAGUACCAUCACACCGAGAGGGUCAAGGGCAGGAUCCUCCCUUACAUGCCCAGGAACCAGGACUUCUUCACCCUGGCUGACCACGCCAUUCUCUGGGCCGUCAGGCAGGUUCACUACGGGAAAGAAAUCAUCCGCCUCACCCUUUACUGCAGCUUCGACAACUUCGCCGACACAGUCGGGAUGUACGAGUUGAUCCUGAAACGCGUGGCGUCGAAGUACAGGUCGGACUUUGUUUUCUUCACUGUCUACUCCAGCAUGGAGGUGGAGAUUCAGCUGUCUUUGAAGCGGCUGCCAGCAGGUCGGCUCCCAGCUCCAUGCCCGUCCAACGUUCUGGAGUUCAGAGUUCACGCUGUGGGCUGCCUGGUCCCUCUCCUGCCCAAUCCCUGUAGCCCCAUCAGUGAGAAACGAUGGCAAACCGAAGACUACGAUGGCAACAAGCUCCUGUUGCAGGUGCAGGAUUUGUUCAGAGGUCCGUGGAGAAGGAGGGGAGUUCCUCAGUUCACCGCAGUGAGGAGUAACUCCUUCACUCCCCUGUGUACAGUGAUGCCUCGUGGUUUGGGCUGUGCACCGGAACGAUGUGGUCAACACCAGCUGAGUAGCCACAAGCCCCACCAAUCCAGGGCGCUUGGUCGCUUCUGUGGGAGUUCUCAAGAAGAUCUCUGGGGUGGUAAAGAAGGGGACACCAGGAGACGUGACAGCAGUGCCUCUGGGUACUCGCGGACAGCCCAGCGCAGCAAGUCCCUGUUCUGCCUGCCGACUUUCACCGGAUCAGUUUCCUCCUCGUUGUCUUCAUCGCCGCUGGGCGAGAUGGCUCUCUCUCUCUGUGACCACCGUCGGCUGACCAGAGUCCCGGCCCGAGGCGUCGUGCAGGGUGUGGAUGGCAUGGCGGAGACAGAUGUGGACACAGGGUUAGCCACCUCCUGCUCCGAUCUCUCUGUCUCCACACUGGACAGCUUCAGCCAGGACUUGAAGGUUGCUCUUCCCUCCUCACGGAAGUGCGGCAGGAAUCUAGCAUCCGGUCUCUUCAACUCCUCAUUCUCGGCAAGACACCCACUCCCUUCCCUCUAUGAGCAGAGUCCUGGUUCCUUCCCUCACUUCCAAGAGUUCUCCCCCUCCCGUCUAAAGCCGCGCUCUCCAUCUCCCCGGGACCCCAUUACCACCUCUUGGCUCUGCCACAGAGCAAAGCAGUCGUCAUCUCCAGUAGCAAACUGUCCUGCUGGGAACAAAAGGUGCCCCGAAAGCCAACAGGCCAACACUUGCCAAGACCCAGAGCAGGAGUUCUACAUCUGACCCAUUUGGUAGGGCCCUGGUCUCCUCCUGUUGGCGAUAGGCAUGGUGAAUGGUAGAACACAAACAGCAGGCAUCAGAUUAUUCUGCUGCAGUGAAAGACAGGCCACUAUGUCCUUGCAGGAGACGGUGAGGUUUGGAUAUUACUGAUUUAACAAAUGCAACUGUUCAUAAGCAUCCGAGAUGAGAGGAGAUCUAAAUGACAUAUUCCUUCUGAACUGACCACGUUUUACAUGUCCAACAAGACAUACUUGCCAGAGAUCCAAAGAGCAUUGAAGGCUUCAAGAAUGAAACCAUGUUGUGUUUACAAGGAUUAAUUAAUUACCUGAUAGAGGGGAAUGGAGGCAGGUUACAAAAUGUGUCAUUAGAUCAUUCUUAACAACAGUAUCUGCAAUUCCUUUCUGUUAAAAUGUGCAAAUUUGUUUUAUAAUUCUCCGAUUUCAACCAGAUAAUAGAAUAUUUUUG